Molecule: messenger RNA, 2592 nt
Organism: Stylonychia lemnae
Lineage: Eukaryota; Ciliophora; Spirotrichea; Sporadotrichida; Oxytrichidae
Source: the annotation of a GenBank genome assembly
AUGGUCGCAGAUGAAAUCUAGUCAAUUAUGGAAGUCAAUAGUCAUAUCAAUUAAAGCUACAUUACUGAUACAAAUAACAUUGAGAUAGUUUAAGAAGGCACAAAAACCGAUAAUGAAAUGAUAACGCCAUCGAACAGAAGAAUUUCAAAUAAUCCACAAAGCCCAAUUUAUUCUUAAAAUCGAGAAAAACAGCUUCAGCAAUCAAAUUAGCAAUAAUCUGCUGAGAUGAACAUCUUAAAUAGAUAGGAAAGUGUAAACUCAAAUCAAACUAAAGAUGAGGAGUCGCAUCAAUUAAGAAAAACAAGUUAAAACUUUAGGAUAGGGAAAUCCAAGAAAAACAUGAAUUUCCUGAGAUCACAACUUGGAAGUGCUGGAAACAGUGGAAUGCUACAAUAAACUUAGUCAAAUCAACAAGUGCCAACUGUUUAGCAGAUUUAAAAUUAAAUAUCCUAAAAUAAUAAUUAAGGAGGAUAAUUAGCCAAUAAUUUACAAUCACAGUCUCAUGUGAAUAUUAACUCAACAGGAUCAGUUAUAUAAUUCGCAAAUGUAGGUGAUAGUGUUAUCUCUCCUAAUGUAAACAUAGCAAAUCACAGAAACUCAUCCCAAUUACUAAACAUUAUGAGCAAUGGUAGUUUGCAAAGAUAGUAAAACAAUGGAAUUAAUUUUGAAGAGGUGAAAGAUGCUAAAUCAGUAUUAAAUUAAAAUGUGAGCUAAAUCUCCAACUUCAAGUUACUAAAAAGAAGUGACAUUAAAACUGCCUCCUAACCAAACGGUUUCUCUCCCACUUCCAAUUAAGUCAAAUAGAAACAACUAAAUGAGCUAUACUCAAAUAAUCAAGGAAGUAAAAAAGGUCCUAGAGUGCAAAAGAUAAAGCAAGUAAAUGCAAAUUUCAUUAAUAAAGAUAUUUUAAUAAUUCAAGAUUCCAAAGAAGGCAUGAAUUCAAGUUAAAUGAAAAAUAGAGCAUAGAGUUUAUAAAAUUAGGCAAAGUAAUCACCCCAGCUAGUAACUAAUAACCUUUUUCAUACUAACUCAAGUUAUCUUCGUUAAGAUCUCCAGACAAGUCAGGGUACUUAGAUACUAAAGCCUAAUUAAGGAAUCAUUCUAACUGCUAAUCAGAAUAUAUCUGGAACUACAAAUAAUACGAGUACAGCAAAUAGCACUGUUAAUAAACCUAUAACUGCUAUAAGAGACAAUAGAAAUAUAUCAACUGCUUAAAAUUUUUAUAGCAAUAAAGGCUAUAGUACAAGUGUAUUUUUUGGUAAACAGUCUAAGCUUGCUUCUAAUCUUGCAUAUAGAAGAGGAAAUUAAGCUGACUAAAAUCCUUAAAAUAUUUAAGAUUAGAGUGAUUACUCAACAACAUAAAAAAUAAUUGAUAAUGCCAAUAGUCGCAAAACUGCCAAUAAAGUACUGCUAAAUCCAUUGAAUGUCAAAAAAGGCACCAAGUAGGAUUAGAUAGUAGUAUUAGAUGAUCAUUAAGCUGAAGAAGACCAGUCUAUGUCAAAUCAUAUAGAGCUUCUUAAGAGAAGGAGAAUAGGAAGUCAAUAAUAAAAAUUAGAUCAUGGAUUUGGCCCAUAACCCUAAUACAGUCCUCAUAGCUAAAAUGAUUAGUUUGCUAUGCCUAGAGCCUUGCAAUAGCAGUAGAUAAAAAAUCAAUAGGAUUUGAUUCUUCAAAUCAGAUCUGAACGCAAAGAUUUCGACUACGAUGAAAGCGAGGACUUUCACUCCUAAGGCAUCAGGAUAAAAAUCAAUAAGGAGCGUAGAGUAAUCAAUCAUCUGAAUUAGAAUCACGAAAACACAAACUUACUGUUCUAUAACUUUAAUGCUUAUGAUGAUAACACUGGCACAUCAUAAUUCAGAUAAGAAAGUGCCAUGUCAGUUGAAAGAGUACCUACUAGAGGGGUUAGAUCUAGAAAAGAAUUUAGAGAAAGAUAGAUUUAAUCUGCUUCAUUAUAACAGCAUCCACACAAAUUCAUGCAAGGCUAGAUAUAAAAUGCAAACCAAAUAAUUAACCCCACAGGUAAAAACAAUACUUCCUAGUAAAGUACAGCAGCAAACUCUAUUAGUUAAAAGGAUAGAAGUACAAGUAACAACUCAAGGCAUGAGACUAAUAUUAAACAGUCAACCUAUCUAUCUGAAGUAAAUGCAUACAAUAAUAAUACAUAUGAUAACCAAAAGCAAAAGAAUUACUUUAAUAAGCCUCAGAAUGUCAAAAACAACAUAAUUGGAAGCAGCACUAAUAAUAAUCAGUAUUAUAAUAAUAACAGCAAUGCUGUGAAUGGUGAAGCAGACGAUAACUUCACUAAGUAAGCAAUUCUUACUUCAGAGAACUACGGCAAAGCAAAUUCUAGAUGUUUCAGCAGCUCCAACACCCGUGGGGCCUACAAUAACUAAAGCCAACAAAAUAAUAAUGUAAAAGUUACUUAUAAUGGCCCUACGAAUCCAAGCCAUCUAGGGUCAAAGACCUCUUCUAGUUUCAGAUCACACAAAGGACCUGGUGGAAAUUUCGGAAGACUGACAAAAAUAAAUAUGAAAAGUGUUGAGGAUGAAAUUGAAGAGGAAAUGAGUAGUGGUGAAGAUGAAAUUUUCAAUUGA